Molecule: messenger RNA, 318 nt
Organism: Macrosiphum euphorbiae (potato aphid)
Lineage: Eukaryota; Metazoa; Arthropoda; Insecta; Hemiptera; Aphididae
Source: the annotation of a GenBank genome assembly
AUGCCUCAAGCGUUGGCUAAACUUUCAAGGUUUUCAAAAAUGAACGAGGAAGAUGCCGAAGGCUCAGUGGCAAGGGGAACAUUGGUGUAUUUUGUAAACGGCCCGUGGGAAAUCAUCCGAUUGAAAAGGUCCGUAAAAACCACUGGUCAGCAAUUAAAUAAAACUGCACCCCCUCGCGGCACCCGAAAGGACGCACUGCAGAGGCCAAUGACGUUGAGUUUUCAGGAAAAAACCAUUUUUCCCUUUUUUUUUUAUUAUAUUGUUAUUAUUAUUGUGCCAUUGGUCGCUUGCUUUCCUAUGGGCUAUGAGAGUGGUUAA